Molecule: messenger RNA, 1185 nt
Organism: Owenia fusiformis
Lineage: Eukaryota; Metazoa; Annelida; Polychaeta; Sabellida; Oweniidae
Source: the annotation of a GenBank genome assembly
AUGUUCUCUUUGAGUAUUGCAUUGUGGUUCAUCACACUCUGCCUCCUGGUACUCUUCUUUGCACAGGUAGUGUUUAAAGCAAAGGCAAAAUAUGAACCCCAUAAAUACAAACGCCCAUUACGAGCCAUCAUCAUCCUUGCAAUACUUACAUUCCUAGCAGUUAACAUAACAAGUGCAGUACUUGCCCAUGAACAGCGCUCUGUUCCGGGUAUGACAAUCUUCAAAAUCAUACAAAUCCGAGUUGUCAUCAAUGACUCAUUGUUUGUUGUCGCAGGGGUUUCUCUAGCUGUAUGUAUAUAUAGCAUGACUAAAAUGUCAGCCACUAACCUUGUACUGGAGGCAAAGGGUACCACAACAUGCCAGGCUUCAGUUGCGUGUGUUUUGAUAGUCCUCCUUUACACCUCCAGAGCCAUCUAUAAUCUAAUUGUCGUUUUCCUAGGACCUAGCUGCAAUUUGCCCAACUUUGGAUAUGAUUGGGUCAAUGUCUCCGACCAGGCAGACUUUGUCAACCUGGAUGACAGGUAUAACUUUGCCACAUUUGGAAUUGUUCUGUUUAUUUGGGAACUGAUGCCAACAUUUGUUGUGAUCGCUUUCUUUAGAGUGCAGAGGCCAACCCAAUCAAUGACCACGCUAAAUGAUAUGUCCUCCAGAACUUACAAUCCCAGAGCUUAUUUUUUCGACAAUCCACGCAGAUAUGACAGUGAUGAUGACCUCACACGCAGUGGCAAUUCAAGACAAAGCCUAAUAGGGCAUUCAUCCGAAUAUGGCAUCAACAACAGUGGAAGUGGGAGUAUGCCACGUAGCUUUGGAACUCACCAGUAUGGAAUCCCUGGGACUACGCCACCUCUGCUAUUCACAGCCCACAGCAAUAACUCACAGACCUACAACCACAUAAACGGGUAUCAGCAGAAUUAUUAUGAUGGCACGUGAAACCAAAUAAUAUCCUGUACCAUAGAUGUCUCUUUAUAGGAGCCUUUAUACUAAGCCUUUGCUGGUGCCAUUCAGAUUUCCCUCAUGAUAUUGUAUAAUAUGUGUACUCCCUCGAUGAAGAGAACAUGAAGGAAGUGGGAAGCCAAAAUGAAAGGAAAUUAAAUUGCCACAAAGGUCAAUAAAGCAGAAUUAGUAAGCAGGAAAAGAUAUUGAACAAAAGUACAAUUUUUGGUACAUGUACAGGGUGGGCCAAAA